CUCUGGUUCGACGAUCAGUAGAGCCGGCGUGAGGGCAUCACUGCUAAUCAUAGACGCACCAAUCGCCAAAUACCUGGCGAUUCACAGGCACGCUGCGGAAGAGCUGGUGAUACUUGUGACGCAGCUUCGUCGCGCCGGGAGCAUCGGCUCUUUGCUCGACGCCUAUGGCACUUUCUGCUCCUUAGACCAUCGGGACGUUCGCGGUCGGUCAUUAAUUCGGACCGCGCACCAGAGAACCAGAAUACGGGUUGCCCACCAGGGCAUCGAAGUCGGCCGAGCGUUUUGGGUCGAGCUGCCGAUACAGCAAGAGCUGGAGCUUUCCUCGCGACGGGUCAGUACCUCCCGGCAGGCUCCGUCGGAAUGCCUUGCUGCAGCUCAUCUCGUUCUUGCACUGCUCCAGUCGAUCGACCGGCUGCGCUUGCUGCGUGCUCAGUGGCGCACGAGUCCUCUUAUUCUGUCCUUCCCAGACUUGGGGUCAUUGAAGACGGCGGAAAGAGAGCCAAUGCUCUAAAUUGCUACCCGCCUGCUCCAUCUGGCCAUGCGGCUCUGUCACGCUUGGAAGCAGCAGGCUUCGACAUCAAAGUGGGCAGAGCAGACUUACUCAAAGCGUGUUGUCGCAGUAGGACUCUGCUCAACUAGGCGCAGCUCGAAAAGCCCUUGAAGGGGGUGAUUUGCGAAGAAGCUGAAAGCGAAAGGAAGCGGGUGGUAUAGCUGACUCUCUCCGAAGAGGGGCGAGCGGGCAAAGAGGGGCAGCAAGGCAGAAUGACAGGGCCGAGAUGGAUAUUCGAGCUUCAGUGAGUGCUAGCUGCAAGCGACGCGGGCAGGAUGGAGCAGAAAGCCUACCCAAAAAAUUGGUGGGUUUGGUGAUGGUCAGCACACGGGUCAGUCCACAAAGUUGAAGUCGGAUCGUACCUUGCCCGAAGUCGGAUCGUACCUUGCCCAGCCCUUUGUUCGCAGUGUCUCGUUGCAACAUCUGGACCCCUUCCAAGCCGCACGCAGCGCUGGAGGCCUUUUGCUGCCGUUGCAAAGCACAAGUCGGAUUCGAAGGAGCUGGAUUAGAGCAAAGACAUUCACAUUUUUAUCAGUCUCGCCGGACUUGCCGGAGUACGCAUUUUGCUCACUCACGGCACUGCAGCUGAGAAGCCGCCCGUUUAAGACGGUGUAGCAUCUUCCUUCUAUCGCUUUGGCUUUGAUGCAGCAACGUGGAGAAUACACAUGCGAUCAGAGCACUCUCUUCUCGUGGUGAAAUACCGCUCGUUAUGCUUUUCGUGCUGGUCAACGCCAGAAUCGACAUUCAUGCCUCGGAUUGUGACUUGCUGGGUCGCGCUGGUCGGUGGACGGACGUAUUACGGCGGGCAGCAAAUCUAGUCUGCUCUUGCUCAGAUCGCGCGAAGCGUCUCCUGAAGGCGGAGAACGAUGCGAAUGUGCAUCAACUCAUCUGUCAACAGCAGAGACACCAGCCUUCUGGCCUACCUGGUCCUAGCGCGUUGAGAGUGUCGAAAGGUUACCAGCUCCAGCAAGGGUCUCAGAUUUCAGGGUCGUGAGCUUCGCUUGCGCUCGCCGCUCCUCUUCCA
Molecule: messenger RNA, 1574 nt
Organism: Ceraceosorus bombacis
Lineage: Eukaryota; Fungi; Basidiomycota; Exobasidiomycetes; Ceraceosorales; Ceraceosoraceae
Source: the annotation of a GenBank genome assembly